Cryptotermes secundus is the source of this 2664-nucleotide messenger RNA. RefSeq names its product oxidative stress-induced growth inhibitor 1. The record is from RefSeq and is a predicted model, not a curated record. Lineage: Eukaryota; Metazoa; Arthropoda; Insecta; Blattodea; Kalotermitidae.
GGAAUGGCCCAUCUGGCAUAGCACUUUCAUACCUUCUAGCAGGAAACUGGCCCUAUUAUAAUGGAGCAGUUCACCCUGAUGAAAUGUUAACAACACGACUUGCAAGUGCCCCUCCUGGACGUUCAAUCAUACAACAGGAUCUUCGAUUCCUCUCACAGGGGCUUGAGGGACGUUCAAACAAUCCAGUUUCUUUGCUUAUGGACACACUAAAUCACCCAUGUGCUGACUUGGGAUUGGAAUUGCCAUCUUUGUUGGAAUGGCACCAUCAUCCGGAAUGUCAGGUGGAUCACAUUGUGAUAGGAAAAGGACCACCUGGUGGAUCAUGGCAGGCAAUGGAUGGAAAUGUUUUGACAAUUAGUCUGGGAAGUUGGAUGGAACUACCUGGCAUAGAAUUUAGAGCAUGGGAAGCUGCCGAGAAUGCUGGAGUGAUCAGUUAUCGUGACAGUCGUGCAUCUGUUUCUUCAGUGGCACGUUACUACUAUGAUUAUGUGCACAAACAGAGUCUUGCCAGAUUUUUCCAGAGUGGUUGUGUUGUAACAUCUGUGCGCCCUUUGGAUACUUCACGCUCCCAGAACACAGAAACCAUUGAUCCAGAGACAGGAGUUCAGUACUCUGAGCCGCAAGCACUUUGGCAGGUGGAAGGAUUUGAUUUGUCAGACAGCAUCCCCUUCUGUUAUAUUUGCCGCAAAGUUGUGUUAGCAACAGGCUCAACAGAUGUCCCAAACAGGCUAGGCAUACCUGGAGAAUUGGCUAAUCCUACAUGGGUUCUUCAUGACCUAAGGUCGCUGGAGGCAGCAUUUGACAGACUGGUAGAUGGGGAAGAGGGAGGCAGGGAAGGAGUGCCAACCGAACCUUGCUGUGAUCCUGUUUUGAUUGUGGGUGCGGGACUGAGUGCAGCUGAUGCAGUAAUAGCUGCCAGGUUCCGGUCACUGCCUAUUUUGCAUGUCUUUAGGAAGACGGCAGCACUUGGUACUGGAAGCACCCAGCUACCAGAAAACAUGUAUCCAGAAUAUCAUAAGGUGCAUCAGAUGAUGGGCGAUGGUGGAGCCAGUUACCCGUGCUACAGAGCUCUAGCAGAACACACAGUGCUGGAAAUCUCAUCAGAUCAUAAAGUGCGUGUGAUUGGACCAGAUAACACAGUCUCUGUGCACAGGGUAUCAGUAGUAGCAAUUCUCAUAGGGUCACGCCCUGAUUUGAAUUUCCUACCUCCUGGGCUCAGUCUGGGUGUAAAGCCUUCAGAGCCAGUUGACUGUCGAUCAAACCCCAUUGCUGUAGACCCAUACACUCACAGAGUUGUCAAGGCUCCACCAGGCAUGUAUGCUUUAGGGCCACUUGCUGGUGAUAACUUUGUGAGAUUUCUCCAGGGUGGUGCUGUUGCCAUCACAAGCCACAUUAAUAAAGAAUUGCGACACUACACAGUUCUGUGAUCUGGCACUUUUGUGGCUUAACAAUGAUGAUUUUUAAGGUCUAUGUACUUCAGCAGUCCUCUCAAGGAUUGGUUGUUUGGGAUGGCAGAAAAUAUAAACAGAUGUAUUCUGUCCAGCCUUGUAUUUAUCAUCUGACAAAUUGUGUCCCAUUUCUCCAGGAAACAAGGACAAUAAAUUAGUUUCUGGCUCUUCAGAAACCAUCACUAGACAUACGCACUUCAGUAUCCAAUCUGCUGAGUGGAGUUUCUUCUUUCUCACCAAGAUUGCACUGUUCAAGUUACUAGUGCACAGUGCAACUUUCUUUUCACUGAUAUCAGCCUCGUUGUUGACAUCAUGUACUUACUAUAGUGCCAGUCGUUAAUUUCUGUUUUGUUUUUAUGAUGAUGACAGUAACUAUAAGUCAAGCAUAUGAUCACCCUGUCUGGAUGACAUUGCUUUAAAUUGGACUUAAAAUUCAGCAAUCCCUUUUUCAUGGUGCUUGAUGAUGUGAUAUUUAUCACUCCUUGUUAUACAGUAAAAUAGUAAGCACAUGCUGCUAAUUAUUAUGGCGAAAUUAACUGUUAAAAUCUUUGUGUGAGUUUAACACAUAACUCUGUACCAGUCUGAGAUGUUCAGUGAACAUUAAUGGAAGGGGAAAUAUUAGUGCAUGUUUAUUGGAUGGUAUAUGUAGAUUGUGAUAAAAUUAAUUAUUAAAGUUAUGGUCUUCUACAAUGUAACAUCAUGUAAUUUGUUGUAGUAGCAUUUUGGAUGAAUCUGCAGCUUCCAUCAUUAUGGUAGAAGCAGAAGUUUGCAGGUUGCUCCAAAACAUUGGUACCCAUCUGCCAAAGUGUGUAGCAUCAGAUCCUAAAAGACCAUAACUGUGAGACUCACUGCCUUGGAAACCUCAGCUCUAACAAAUUUAUUAUUAAAAUUUUUUAUGAACUGAACACCGAAUGAGCUGACAUUAUAGUAUGUAAAUUUACUAAUAUUAAAAUAUAAUAAUUCUGAUAUCAUCUACUGGUAAAUUUUGAUGUACCAUAAAUGGCUCUUGACAUUCGAAGCAGCAUUGCAGAUGUUGGCUGAAAGGAAGAAACAAAUCUUAGAUUAAAACUUCUGAAAUCAAAGGCAUAUAUAAAUUGAACCAGUGUCAGCUUAAGGAUUAAUGUGGUAGUAAUCACUUGAGUCUGUAACGCAUCUUCCAGAAUACCCCAUUAAGUAGGCUCUAAAGUAUGAUUAAAUUAAAUUAAUUAAAGCAGUU